UUGGGAACCAGAAGUGCGCUGCGCGGCAGGAUUUCCGUAAAAAUGGGCAGAAGUUCCCUCUUUGGGUUCCUCCAGCAAGUUCGGUGUCCGCUCGGCCUUCGGGGAGAGAAGCGGCGGCGGCGGCGGCAGACGGGAUGGCGGCGGCAGGGGCUCUGUCUUCGCUCAGGCGAUGCGGGAAGCUGAGAUGGAAUAUGCCUCCGUGCAUAAACUUUUGCAUGAGACAACCCAGUUUCUUUAAAUCUUCCAAAUCUGAGGCUUUACCAAACCUAGCCAGUGAGAGAGUAACUUGUGCUCCACUUCAGACAUUUACAGAAGAGGAGAUCAUGAUCAAAGAAAUGGUGAAAAAGUUUGCUCAUGAGCGAGUUCUACCAUUAGUACAGAAAAUGGAUGCUGAUGCAAAAAUGGACGAUUCUGUUGUACAAGGCCUAUUUGAACAAGGGUUGAUGGGUAUUGAUCUUGAUCCCAAAUAUGGAGGAACAGGGUUUUCUUUUUUUUCCACUAUUCUGGUGAUUGAGGAGUUGGCCAAGGUUGAUCCAUCUGUAUCGCUUGUGUGUGAACUCCAGAAUACCUUAACCAAUAAAUUGUUUACGACGUAUGGCACAGAAGAACAAAAGCAAACCUAUUUGCCUAGACUGGCAAAAGACAUGAUGGGCAGCUUCUGCCUUUCAGAGCCUGGUUCCGGCAGUGAUGCGUUUUCCUUGAAGACUCGUGCUGAAAAGAAGGGGGACUACUAUGUCAUCAGUGGGUCAAAGAUGUGGAUUAGCUUUGCUGAGCAUGCAGGAGUGUUUUUGGUGAUGGCAAAUGCCAACCCUUCUGCAGGCUAUAGAGGAAUUACCUGUUUCAUAGUAGACCGUAAUACAGAGGGCCUACACGUAGGAAAGAAGGAGGAUAAACUGGGAAUCAGAGCCACAUCUACAUGUCCUGUAACAUUCGAAAAUGUGAAGGUUCCUGUGACCAACGUGCUCGGGCAGGUUGGGCAGGGCUAUAAGUAUGCCAUUGGAAUGCUCAAUACGGGAAGAAUAGGAAUAGCUGCACAGAUGUUGGGAUUAGCACAAGGAUGUUUUGACCACACCAUCCCAUAUACAAAGGAGAGGUCCCAAUUUGGAAAAAGCAUAUUUGAUUUUCAGGGAAUGCAACAUCAGAUUGCGCAAGUGGCUGUACAGCUAGAAGCUGCAAGAUUGUUAACCUACAAUGCAGCUCGACUUGCAGAAAGCGGAAGGCCAUUCAUAAAAGAGUCAAGCAUGGCCAAGUAUUAUGCGGCAGAGGUUGCUACUCUAACAACAAGUAAAUGUAUUGAAUGGAUGGGCGGAGUCGGCUUCACAAAAGAUUAUCCUAUUGAAAAAUAUUACAGGGACUGCAAGAUUGGUACCAUAUAUGAAGGGACUUCAAAUAUCCAGCUGAACACAAUUGCAAAAUGCAUUGCUCAAGAAUACUGAAAAAUCAAGAGAUUUAAUUACCGCUGCAGUACUGGUGGGAAUCACGGGCUACUUCUUCAUGUCCAAUUUCUAAGACAAAAUAAGAAAAAUUGUGGUAAUUUUAAAUAUGUACAAGACUGCAGCAUAAGUGACUGGACUGUUACACUUCAGUAAUGUACCAUAAUAACUAAUUUUCCCAACUAUAAUGAUACAGGGCGUUAAAAUCAACCUUCUUUUGUAUCUACACAUUGGGGUCUGUAGAACUGAUAACUUCAGUUGAUUCUGGGCUAUCAAGGAUUCUCUGCUUUACCAUGUGGGCUCUUUGCACCUGCUUAUCAAGAUCCAACACACAAAUAUGCAAACUGUAAAAAAGAACUAAGUAUCCAAGAAAUCUCUGAAAUUCUAUUCACACAAGUGUGAUGGCCCUGAUCACAUGGGAGCUGUAAUGAAGUUACACUAAAAAA
Messenger RNA from Lacerta agilis (Sand lizard), 1879 nucleotides. It is a transcript of the gene ACADSB, whose product is annotated as acyl-CoA dehydrogenase short/branched chain. Gene Ontology annotation, molecular function: flavin adenine dinucleotide binding; acyl-CoA dehydrogenase activity. NCBI's taxonomy places the organism in Eukaryota, Metazoa, Chordata, Lepidosauria, Squamata, Lacertidae. The record is from RefSeq and is a predicted model, not a curated record. Gene Ontology annotation, cellular component: mitochondrion. The transcript is spliced from 11 exons. The coding region runs from base 135 to 1436 and encodes 433 amino acids.